CCGGGCUCCCCGGCCAUGUCUCCCGCCCGGCUCCGGCCCCGGCUGCGCCUCUGCCCGCUGCUGCUGCCGCCGCUGCUGCUGCUGCUGCUGGUGCUGCUGCUGGUGCCCGCGGCGCGGGGUUGCGGGCCGGGCCGGGUGGUGGGCAGCCGGCGGCGGCCGCCGCGCAAGCUCGUGCCCCUCGCCUAUAAGCAGUUCAGCCCCAACGUGCCCGAGAAGACCCUGGGCGCCAGCGGGCGCUAUGAAGGCAAGAUCGCGCGCAGCUCGGAGCGCUUCAAGGAGCUCACCCCCAACUACAACCCCGACAUCAUCUUCAAGGACGAGGAGAACACCGGCGCCGACCGCCUCAUGACCCAGCGCUGCAAGGACCGCCUGAACUCGCUGGCCAUCUCGGUGAUGAACCAGUGGCCCGGCGUGAAGCUGCGGGUGACCGAGGGCUGGGACGAGGACGGUCACCACUCGGAGGAGUCGCUGCACUACGAGGGCCGCGCGGUAGACAUCACCACGUCGGACCGCGACCGCAAUAAGUACGGACUGCUGGCGCGCCUGGCGGUGGAGGCCGGCUUCGACUGGGUCUAUUACGAGUCCAAAGCCCACGUGCAUUGCUCCGUCAAGUCCGAGCAUUCCGCGGCCGCCAAGACGGGCGGCUGCUUCCCCGCGGGCGCGCAGGUGCGGCUGGAGAGCGGGCAGCGCGUGGCCCUGUCGGCGGUGAGGCCCGGAGACCGCGUGCUGGCCAUGGGGGAGGACGGGAACCCCACCUUCAGCGACGUGCUCAUCUUCCUGGACCGGGAGCCGGCCCAGCCCAGGGCCUUCCAGGUCAUCGAGACCCAGGACCCCCCGCGCCGCUUGGCGCUCACGCCCGCCCACCUGCUCUUCACUGCCGACAACCACACGGAGCCCGCGGCCCACUUCCAGGCCACCUUCGCCAGCCAGGUGCAGCCGGGCCAGUACGUGCUGGUGGCCGGGGUGCCAGGCCUCCAGCCGGCACGAGUAGCCGCCGUCUCCACCCACGUGGCCCUGGGGGCCUACGCCCCACUCACCAGGCACGGGACGCUGGUGGUGGAGGACGUGGUGGCCUCCUGCUUCGCGGCGGUGGCCGACCACCGCCUGGCCCAGCUGGCCUUCUGGCCCCUGCGGCUGCUGCCUAACUUGGUGUGGGGCAGCUGGACCCCGGGGGAAGGCGUUCACUGGUACCCCCAGCUGCUCUACCGCCUGGGACGCCUGUUGUUGGAGGACAGCAGCUUCCACGCCCUGGGCAUGGCCGGGCCGGGCAGCUGAACAGGGUGGGGGUCCCUCCACUGCACUCCUGGAACCGACCCAGCGGGCUGGCCUCGGCCUCCCCGCCAGAGGGCGCUGAUCCCGGAAGGGACCCGAGCGGAUUCACUGGCCGCCACCGUCGCCUCCACCCCAGAGCUCCACGGUUGAGACUUGACCAGGCCCCAUGCCAGUGUCCCCCAUCGGCCUCCUGGUGUGGCGAAGGACCCAGGAGGUGAGCCUGAGAGGGGGCUCGCUCCUGGCCCAGACACAUGGAGGCUGGCCCGGCCGGCCUGACCCAGCCAGCGCACGCCCAGACUCUUCAGCCCCCCACCCCCCCACCGGGCCACCUUCUGGGGAAGGAUCCAGCCCGUGUCUCGGCGCCCCUGUAGGUGGGCUCGCACCUCCUCGGUUGAUGCUGCUAGAUUCCCUGGGGGCCAGCAGGGAGCUGGCCGGACUCACGCUGUCCCGGACUGAGAAAGCCUCACAGCGGGACGCAGUCCUGCCGGCUGGGAGGUGGGGGGGGGGGUGUCUCCUCCCCCUGCCACCCGGAACGCAUCCGGGCACGGCUGCUUCGGUUUCCGUGGCCAGAGGCCCGUGUUCUAGCCAAUGUGAUCGUUGUGGCCGGGGUCAGGACCAGGCCGGAUGGCCAUUCCCACCCCUGCCCAGGGUCAGCGCCCCUUUCUGCUGAAUCAUGACCCCAGCCCCCUCCUCCAGGCAAUUACCCCCACCUUAUUUAUUGGCUCGGAGAGGGGGAACCUCUGAGAGAAUUUCGGGGGACGUUUUGGUCUUUUCUUCCUUUUGUAAUAAAAAAUUAUUUAAGUUGUUAGA
Molecule: messenger RNA, 2082 nt
Organism: Sorex araneus (European shrew)
Lineage: Eukaryota; Metazoa; Chordata; Mammalia; Eulipotyphla; Soricidae
Gene: IHH
Product: Indian hedgehog signaling molecule
Exons: 3
Coding region: 16-1275 (419 amino acids)
Biological process (GO): intein-mediated protein splicing; cell-cell signaling; cell fate specification
Molecular function (GO): patched binding; calcium ion binding
Source: RefSeq, a predicted model, not a curated record